Molecule: messenger RNA, 821 nt
Organism: Rotaria sp. Silwood2
Lineage: Eukaryota; Metazoa; Rotifera; Eurotatoria; Philodinida; Philodinidae
Source: the annotation of a GenBank genome assembly
AUGCUUUGUAGUCCAACUUGUCGUGCUUAUUCAAUAACUGGUAUGACCACACACUCAAUUCCAUCAAUUUUACGUUCAAAUAUCACUGAAUAUAAACGAUGUAUGAGCGAAGAAACAUAUUUUCAAGAGUAAAUGUUUAUGAUUAAAAGAUUAGAUUAUGGAUAUAUGUAUGCAAAUCAUAUUAGUCUUCAUGACAUGCAGACUUUGAGUAUGAAGGAGAUACUGCUCUACAAGAUGAAGUUAGUGUACAAUGUUUAUUUGCUAUUCUCACUCUGAUAUAUAUAUAAAUCUUCUGACACGGUGUGUUGGUACUAAGAACAAAGAUUGUGCCAAUGAAUAUCAUGAGACUGUAUUGUAAAUUUUACUUGAUAUUGAUUCAACUGAAACAAAUUAGCAACUCAAAUCUUCAUUAUAUAAUUUAUAGAUAGAUACACUUCUUAGAUAUUAUUUGCAAGCAUUGAUUAUUAUGUCUCAUCGUCAUCUUGAUGAAGUGAUACAAUUAACAAUAAUUUGAACAUAAUGACUGAACAAACAACGAUUCUUCUUGAUAUUUGGAUACCAAGAAUUUUAUAUAGAAUAUUACACUCAACAAUUAACAUCAAAAAUACAUAUUUUUGAUAUUCAUUAUAUAAACAGUUGAUGAAAUAUCAUAUUGGUACUAUACGUGAUAUCUAUAAUCAUUUUUUGAUUUUUUUACAAUCAUUCACCAGAUCAAUGUCGCCUUCCUAAAAGCAACACAAAAUAGUUAUGUAAGGAUUAUAAAAAAAAUAUUUCAUCGAGAUUGAGUAAGUAGCUUUCAACUUUCUUAACCUCCGAGCGCG